AGGUUGUGAAAAGAAAUCUCCUCUGCCUCCACACCUUCCUGCAGCUGCCACAGCGUUCUGUUACAGGUAGGAAAAAUAAGCAUUCUUUAAAGGUACUGUGAGAAAAUGUUCGUGUGUGAUUUUGUCAUGUGUUUGUUGGCAUGUUGGGCUUCUUAGUCUCUCAUGGAUAAUACUUAAAGUCUUAUAAUUCUUUUGUUGAGAUACAUACAAGUCAUGAAUAAACUGUGAUCAAGUGAUUGAUUGAACAACAAUUGAAAUUCAGAUCAGGUUUGCUUCAAUUUUCCCUAUACUAUUGAUUGACACUAUCAAAUGGUGUCGUUUCAACUAUACUGUGCCCUCGUUCCUGUGUGUGUGCUAUCUGUUUACUCUAUAUUUCUGCAUGUGUGUGGACCAGUAAUCUCUUGCAGUUCAGACAAAGCCAUGGACCCUGAGUACUUCCAAUCACAUAUCAUGUGUUGGGGAACCCUUGGAACGGUGCGACCCUUCCCUAAUUUCCGCCCUGACGAGGAUGCCAUGGAGAUCCAGGCAGCGCUGGAGAAGAAAGAUGUGGUGACUCUGGUUAGAAUCCUAACCAAUCGGACCAACGCUCAGAGACAAGCGAUCGCCGAGACCUUCGAAGAAAUUACACAAAAGGACCUGGCAGCUGGUGUGAAGAAAGCUGUGGGUGGAGAACUAGAGCUUCUGCUGCUGGAGCUGCUGAUGCCUUCUCUGCAGUAUGAGGUUUAUCGCCUGCAACAGGCCAUGGUGGGUUUCGGCACAGAUGAGGAAACACUGCUGGAGAUCCUGUGUACACAAUCUGAAGCGAAGCUUCGAGAAAUCAGCGCUAUGUACAAACAAUUGUUCAAGAAGGACCUGGACAAGGAACUGAAAGGAGAAACCAGCGGAGACUUUUCUAAACUUCUUUUGGCUUUGUUGAAUAAAGAAGCUGUUGCUAGUGGAGUUCAAAGAGAUAUUGAGUCUCUCUCUGCUUCGCUGAAUGGGAAGAAAGGUGAAGCGGGACUGUGGAUUGACAUACUGACCUCUAGAGACUCAGACCAUCUUAACAAAGUGCUGGAUGCACUGGAGCUGCAGAGAGGACAGACGGUGGAUCAGGCUCUGGAGAAAAAGUUCUCGGGGGAAAUUCGAAUGGGUUUGAAGGUUUUAGUACAAUGCAUCCAAAACCCUUACGUCUACCUCGCCAAAAGACUAGUUAACACGAAGACCCCGAUACUGCAGGGGAUUAUGGUUUCUCACGCGGAGGAAGAUCUGCUGUGUAUCCGAGCUGCCUACCUCAAAUUAACAGGCACUUCUCUCUACACCGCGCUACAGAAAAAAUACAAAGGAGGUCAUCUACAGGCUCUGCUGGCCAUCUGUCGAUCUGAAGAUUAAACAAAAGUUAUACACAUUUGGAGUAGCUGCAUAUCUAUAUAGUUUUGUUUUUUUCCUUGAAUCAGUCUGUUGUAAUAGAAACAUUAACUUUAUGUUCUACUUUUCAUAUUUUAUGGAAUCUCAUUUGAUUACAUGCUUUGUUUAGGCUUCUUUUAUUGAAUUAUACAAAUAUAUGCACCUAAAUGUAAAUAAACAAGUGAUGUGGUUAUUUGUUUUUAUUACUUUAUACAUCUGCUGCACAGUUCUUCUUCAUCAUGAUGUUGUAUCUACACAAAGCUUUUUUUCCAAAUGGUACUUAUAAACAAAGAGUGAUGGUAACCAGCUUUACAAUAUUGCUUGUCUUUUUUAUUAAUGUGAUCAUUUUUGAUAUAAUGUCAAUAUAUUCAUAUAUUUGUACAUUCAGACAGUAUAGCAAUCACAGUUGUGUCAUCACUGACUUGGUCUAACAUAAAGCGCUUGCAGCCUUUAGACUGAAUGGGUUGCUCUGGUGAGCUCCGAAACACAUACAGUAUAUAUCAGGAGCCUCUGUCAUCACAUCUCUUUCUCAAUAACGACUUAUUCCUAAUUCCACAUAGACUUUAGAUCAUCACAUCACAUGUUGCUGUUAACCUGAUUUAACAAAAACCUUAAGUUCAUUAAUAAACACAGUAAUUUAGGAACAAUCUGGAAAUGUUGUACAUGCUGCAUUGUACAUAGAUUUUAUUAAAUCUUUCAGUAUUUUCUGGAUCUAUUCAGUCCAACUCAAACCUCAUUUAAACACAGAAAUAUUGUUUUGCAGCUCAGGAGCAGAGCAUGUAGAGCAACAACGGCACAACAGAAAACAGCAGAGAAGCUUUGAUUUCUGAGCCAUUGUCUGUGGGGGUAGGAACACUUGCAUGAGUGGUUGUGGCAGCAGUUGAAGACGUAG
This is a messenger RNA of Anarrhichthys ocellatus (wolf-eel), 2275 nucleotides long. It is a transcript of the gene anxa14, whose product is annotated as annexin A14. NCBI's taxonomy places the organism in Eukaryota, Metazoa, Chordata, Actinopteri, Perciformes, Anarhichadidae. The record is from RefSeq and is a predicted model, not a curated record. Gene Ontology annotation, cellular component: cytoplasm; plasma membrane; nucleus. The transcript is spliced from 12 exons. The coding region runs from base 310 to 1368 and encodes 352 amino acids. Gene Ontology annotation, molecular function: calcium ion binding; calcium-dependent phospholipid binding; phosphatidylserine binding.